Psylliodes chrysocephalus is the source of this 1623-nucleotide messenger RNA. NCBI's taxonomy places the organism in Eukaryota, Metazoa, Arthropoda, Insecta, Coleoptera, Chrysomelidae. The record is from the annotation of a GenBank genome assembly.
AUGGCGGCACUUUUUUGUUUUCGUAAUGUAAUUUUCCGAGGAGCAGUAAGGUCCAGAAAUUGUAAUACCUUUUUAAAUGGUCAAAAAACGUUAGUUGCUAGCUUAGUUAGAUAUGCCUCUUCUAAAUCUCCACAAUAUCUUGGACCUCAGGAGGACUGGGAAAAUUACGAGUAUGAUCUUAUCGUUAUCGGAGGUGGCUCAGGCGGUCUGGCAGCAGCCAAAGAAGCAGCCAAUUUAGGCGCCAAAGUAUGUGUAUUAGAUUAUGUUACUCCCAGUCCGCGAGGCACAAAAUGGGGUUUAGGAGGAACAUGUGUUAACGUUGGAUGCAUUCCCAAAAAACUAAUGCACCAAGCUGCCUUGUUAGGUGAAGCAAUAGAAGAUGCCAAGAGUUAUGGAUGGCAAUUUCCUCAACCAGAAAAUAUUUCACAUAAUUGGGAAGCACUAAAAGAUGCUAUCCAAGGACACAUUAAAUCUGUCAAUUGGGUAACAAGAGUCGAACUCAGGGAUAAGAAAGUUGAAUAUAUCAAUGGUUUGGGAAGCUUUCUGGAUGCCAAUACCAUUCACACAGUAGCCAAAGGUGGUGAACGCAAACUUACUGGUAAAUACAUUCUAGUUGCAGUCGGCGGAAGACCACGUUACCCAAACAUUCCCGGCGCCUUAGAAUACGGUAUUAGUAGCGAUGACAUUUUCAGUUUGCAAAAACCGCCAGGCAAAACUCUAAUCGUCGGUGCUGGUUACAUUGGACUGGAAUGUGCUGGAUUUUUAAACGGUUUAGGAUAUAAUGCGACAAUCAUGGUUAGGUCUAUUCUACUUAGAGGUUUCGAUCAACAGAUGGCUCAGGUUAUUGAAGCGGAAAUGCGUUCGAAAGGUGUUAACUUUUUGCCCAAGUGUAUUCCAAAGAAAGUAGAAAAAUUAGAUGAUGAAAAAUUAAAAGUCACUUGGCAGAACGAUCAAAAUCAGGAAUUUAGUGACGUAUUUGACACAGUUUUGUUUGCUAUUGGUAGAAAAGCGUUGACGGAAGAUCUUCACUUAGAAAAAGCCGGUGUAAAGGUGGCAGGAGAUGGAGAAAAAAUUGACGCAGUUAAUGAACAAUCCAACGUUCCUAAUAUUUACGCCGUUGGUGACGUUUUAUAUAAAAAACCAGAAUUAACGCCAGUUGCAAUCCUUGCUGGUCGAUUCUUAGCAAGGAGACUAUUUGGAGGUGCAAAACAAAAUAUGGAUUACGAUAAUGUAGCCACGACUGUAUUCAGUCCUUUAGAAUACGGUUGUGUGGGUCUUAGUGAAGAGGCAGCGAUAGAAAAACACGGCGCCGACAACGUUGAAAUUUACCAUGGAUAUUAUAAACCGACGGAAUUUUUCAUUCCCCAAAAGAAUAUCGCCAAUUGCUAUUUGAAAGUGGUGGCAAAAAGAGAAGACAAUCAACGUGUUCUUGGUUUGCAUUUCAUUGGACCGAACGCGGGAGAAAUCAUUCAAGGAUUUGCUGCUGCUAUAAGACUCAACUUGACAGUCAAAGAUUUGAUGGAUACUGUCGGAAUUCACCCAACCAUCGCAGAGGAAUUUACAAGAAUAAAUGUAACUAAAAGGUCUGGCAAGGACCCUAAUCCUGCAUCAUGCUGCAGUUAA